Messenger RNA from Galendromus occidentalis (western predatory mite), 1787 nucleotides. RefSeq names its product kelch-like ECH-associated protein 1. NCBI's taxonomy places the organism in Eukaryota, Metazoa, Arthropoda, Arachnida, Mesostigmata, Phytoseiidae. The transcript has 14 exons. The coding region runs from base 31 to 1680 and encodes 549 amino acids. Gene Ontology annotation, molecular function: protein binding. The record is from RefSeq and is a predicted model, not a curated record.
UACGCCUUCAAGAACUAUCCCGAACAAUCGAUGAAAAUGAUGCGCACCUACUGGCUGCAGGAAAAGAUGUGUGACAUCGAUAUUCAACUAGAAGACGAUAAUCAGCCAAUCCGGGCCCACCGGGUGGUUCUCGCAGCGGCCAGUCCUUAUUUCCGCGCGAUGUUCACUUCCGGAUUCGAGGAUGCUUCGAAACAGCGAAUUCAAAUCAAAGGCAUCUCGAAGCUCAUUAUGUUACAGGUCUUAAACUUCGCAUAUUCCGGGAAGGUUCGGAUGGUGUCGGACGAUAGCGUGUGCGAACUCUUGAUUGCCGCCAACAUGCUGCAGGUCCGCGAAAUCACAGAGGCCUGUUCGCGGUACAUGGAAAGUCAGUUGGAUCCGUCGAACUGCAUCGGAAUUCUGAAAUUUUCGGAACGACACGAUCUGAAAAAUCUGCAGCGGAAAGCUGAAACGUAUAUAUAUGAGAACUUCACAGAAGUCUGUCAAGGCGACGAAUUUCUCGAUUUGAAGUUCUGUGAGAUGUUACACAUGUUGAAAAACGAAAACUUCAGAAAAACGAAUGACUGCCGAAUCUUUGAGGCCUGUCUGAGGUGGAUACGCCGAGACUGUGUGAAUAGGAAGGUUUGGAUGCGGCCGAUCCUCCAGGUGCUCCGAUGCUAUUUCUCGUCGGUGGAAUAUUUGGAAGAGCUCAUCCAAACGUGUCCGUUGAUACGAGAGAAGCAGGAUUGUGUAGAAUACAUACAAAAGAUCGUCCAAGAUCUCAAUCAAAAGAAGUUCUUCUAUCGAGUUCCCGUCUCCAGCAAAUCGAAACAUCCGUGCGCAAUGUACGUCGUCGGCGGCUAUCAUGUGAACUCAUUGUCGAACUGCGAAGUGUUCAACGCAUCGGACGGCACGUGGAUACAAGCGCAGCCUUUGCCCGUGGCCCGAUCAGGACUAGCAAUCGUGUUCCUCAACAAUCGGCUCUUCGCUCUCGGAGGACGGGUCCAUCAGAAAGACAGCGAUGUUCCCAUCCAAGAUGUCAACUGUGUCCAUAUCUUAGAUGUCGAAUCGAAAACCUGGAGUGAGGGACCUACGUUGAUCAUUCCAAGGCAUCGGUUGAGUGCCGUUUCUCUGGACGGGUGCAUCUACGUCGUCGGAGGGUCCCAUCAUACGACUUCCUUGAACAGCGUUGAGCGGUUCGAUCCAAAGACGAAUCUUUGGUCUUUGAGAGCUUCGAUGAAUGUGGCUCGGACAGGUCAUGGUUGCACGACAUGUAACGGGAAGAUCUACGUCAUAGGAGGCUCGAGCGGGACCGAAAGACUUGACUCGGUGGAAAUUUAUGACCCGAAAAUCGACAAGUGGACGUUGAUAACAUCAUUGCCGGAACCUCGAAGUGGACUGGGAGCUUCUUGCCUCGGAGGCUUCAUUUUCGCAAUCGGCGGCUGCGAGGUUGGUGGCCAAGUGAGCAAGGUGGAACGCUAUAACACCGAGACGGGCGAGUGGCAGAACGUGAGCAGCUUGCAAGAAGCACGCAGCGGGCACAGCGUGAUUACAAUGGCGAACAAAAUUUACGCCCUGGGCGGCUUCACUGGAAACGAGUUCCUCAGCUCCGUCGAGGUCUACAAUUUCGAGAAAAAUGAAUGGUGUUCAGCUCCGCCGCUGCUGAGCCCCCGGAGCGGGCACGCGGCGGCGGCCCCUCAUUGAAGCAGAAUCAGAACGCACUCGAAGACUAUACCACUGCCGUCGAGAGGCGCCCCCUCCUUCUUAGGUCAAGCUUGGCAUUGGAUGUGAUAUUAAGAAGACACACGGAU